UACUAUUUGUCGCGCAAACGUCCAAGCCUACCGUGAAGGCAACACGGUUCCUGAGUCACAUGACAGCGGAGCGUCUGACUGCGGCUGAUCUGACACUCAGCUAACCAUCAUUAUGCCAACCACACAGCAGUCUCCUCAGGAUGAGCAGGAGAAGCUUCUGGAUGAAGCUGUCCAGGCCGUCAAGGUUCAGUCUUUUCAGAUGAAGCGAUGCCUGGACAAGAAUAAACUGAUGGAUGCUCUCAAACACGCCUCCAACAUGCUGGGUGAGCUGAGGACAUCCAUGCUGUCGCCAAAGAGCUACUACGAGCUCUACAUGGCCAUCUCUGAUGAACUCCACUACCUGGAGGUUUAUCUGACCGACGAGUUCGCUAAGGGUCGCAAGGUGGCCGACCUGUACGAGCUGGUGCAGUACGCAGGGAACAUCAUCCCCAGACUGUAUCUUCUGAUCACAGUGGGCGUGGUGUAUGUCCGUUCCUUCCCUCAGUCUCGUAAGGACAUUCUGAAGGACCUUGUGGAAAUGUGCCGCGGCGUCCAACACCCACUGCGGGGUCUGUUUUUGAGAAACUACCUCCUGCAGUGCACCCGCAACAUCCUGCCAGACGACGGCGAGCAGACAGAGGGCUCAGAGGAGAUGACGGGCGACAUCAACGACUCCAUGGACUUCGUCCUGCUCAACUUUGCAGAAAUGAACAAGCUGUGGGUGAGGAUGCAGCACCAGGGCCACAGCCGAGACCGGGAGAAGAGGGAGAAGGAGCGGCAGGAGCUGAGGAUCCUGGUGGGCACCAACCUGGUCCGCCUCAGUCAACUGGAGGGGGUCAAUGUGGACAAGUACAAACAGAUUGUUCUUCCUGGGGUUCUGGAGCAAGUGGUGAACUGCAGAGACUCUCUGGCUCAGGAAUAUCUGAUGGAGUGCAUCAUCCAGGUUUUUCCAGAUGAGUUCCACCUCCAGACUCUGAACCCCUUCCUGCGUUCCUGUGCUGAGCUCCAUCAGAACGUCAACGUCAAGAACAUCAUCAUCGCCCUCAUCGACAGACUGGCUCUGUUCGCCCACAGAGAAGAUGGUCCUGGUAUUCCAGCUGAGAUCAAACUCUUUGACAUCUUCUCCCAGCAGGUGGCGACGGUCAUUCAGUCUCGUCAGGACAUGCCAUCAGAGGACGUGGUGUCUCUCCAGGUGUCUCUCAUCAAUUUGGCCAUGAAGUGUUACCCUGACCGCGUGGACUAUGUGGACAAAGUCCUGGAAAGCACUGUUGAGAUAUUCAACAAGCUGAACCUGGAACACAUUGCGACCAGCAGCGCGGUGUCCAAGGAGCUGACGCGGCUGCUGAAGAUCCCUGUGGACACCUACAACAACGUCCUGACCGUGCUGCAGCUCAAACACUUCCCACCACUCUUCGAGUAUUUUGACUAUGAAUCCCGCAAAAGCAUGAGCUGCUAUGUGCUCAGCAACACACUAGACUACAACACCACCAUUGUGGCCCAGGAGCAGGUGGACGCCAUCUUGACCUUAGUGUCCACACUGAUCCAGGACCAACCGGACCAGCCCGCAGAUGACCCCGACCCUGAGGACUUUGCUGAAGAGCAAAGCCUUGUGGGUCGUUUCAUCCACCUGCUUCACUCUGAGGACCCUGACCAGCAGUACUUGAUCCUCAACACGGCCAGGAAACAUUUUGGGGCUGGUGGAAACCAAAGGAUUCGUUACACACUCCCUCCUCUGGCCUUUGCUGCCUACCAGCUGGCUUUCAGAUACAAGGAGAACUCCUCACUGGAUGACAAGUGGGAAAAGAAGUGUCAGAAGAUAUUCUCCUUCGCUCACCAGACCAUCAGUGCACUGUUCAAAGCCGAGCUGGCUGAGCUUCCUCUCAGACUCUUCCUGCAGGGGGCGCUGGCUGCAGGAGAGAUUGGUUUCGAGAACCACGAAACUGUAGCCUACGAGUUCAUGUCGCAGGCCUUCUCGCUGUAUGAGGAUGAGAUCAGCGACUCCAAGGCCCAGCUCGCCGCCAUCACACUGAUCAUUGGAACCUUUGAGAGAAUGCGCUGUUUCAGCGAGGAGAACCACGAGCCUCUGAGAACCCAGUGUGCUCUGGCUGCUUCCAAACUGCUGAAGAAACCCGACCAGUGUCGAGCCGUCAGCAUCUGUGCUCAUCUCUUCUGGUCUGGACACAGCACAGACAAAAAUGGAGAAGAGAUCCGCGAUGGCAAACGUGUGAUGGAGUGUUUGAAGAAAGCCCUGAAGAUCGCCAACCAGUGCAUGGACCCGUCACUGCAGGUCCAGCUGUUCAUCGAAAUCCUCAACAGAUACGUCUGUUUCUACGAAAGAGAAAACGAUGCGGUGACAGUCCAGGUCCUAAACCAGCUAAUCCAGAAGAUCAGGGAAGAUCUCCCAAACCUGGAGGCCAGUGAGGAGACAGAGCAGAUUAACAAACACUUCCACAACACCCUGGAACAUCUGCGGCUGCAGAGGGAGUCACCUGAGUCCGAGGGUCCAGCCUACGACGGUCUGGUCCUCUAAAGGGUCCAGCUGUGGGCUGUGAGGUGUAACUAACACUGUGGUAUAAACAGAAACACAGAAAUGUCAUAGUCGCAGGAACACACAAAGGGGAGAAAUAAAAAGACAACUUUUAUUAUUUUCUUUGGUAAAAAUUCUGAUUAUAAACCAUGUAUUCUGCAUCUUUUCCUCCUCAUCAGCAGAAAUGUUUUUUAUCUGCAGCAGUGUUACUUUUUUUUUUUUUUUUUUUAGAAGCGUGUGAAACGUUUCCUUGAUUUGGAAAAGUCCUGGACGUCAUUCCUUUUUUCUCUAAUGAUCUACUUUAACCUUUAUCACUUUACACUUGACCUUAGACCUAACUCUCUGUUGUAGGUAUUUAAAUGCAGUCAACUGAUGGAAAACUCUGUUGCCGUCCUGUAGGAAAAGUUCUGUGACCAAAUUAAAGCCCAGAGAAGAAGUAGUCGUGCUCUUCUCCAAAAACUUAGUUCAAUUUAAAAGAAUGUUGGCUAUUUGGAAGUGAGGUCAAUAAGGUCCUGACUCCAACUGAACUCUCUGACUCCCCCUCCCAUAAACAAGAAACAGUGUACUUGGCUCCAGAGACACGGUCAAACCAAAUGACUCAGUUAACCUGCUGUGAUGACAUCACUGAUCUUUCCCCUGGUGUUGGACAUAUAUAUAUAUAUAUAUAUAUAUACACACAACAGUCAAUCAAUUCUUUUCACGUGUUAGUGACUGGCAGAGGUGUCUUUAGUUGUUUUGGUCCUAGCCGUAGGUGGCACUGUCGGUGUCGGUAUAUCACUCAACCAUGCUACAAAGACGACCUGCAGAGAAAAGAAGAAGGUUCUGAUGAUUGGUUCCUCUGCAGCAUGUUCCGGUUCUUUCUUCUGUUCCUCCUGACCUUUGUCUGCCUG
Cynoglossus semilaevis (tongue sole) is the source of this 3396-nucleotide messenger RNA. RefSeq names its product VPS35 retromer complex component (gene vps35). Gene Ontology annotation, biological process: retrograde transport, endosome to Golgi; intracellular protein transport. Bases 113 to 2509 code for a protein of 798 amino acids. NCBI's taxonomy places the organism in Eukaryota, Metazoa, Chordata, Actinopteri, Pleuronectiformes, Cynoglossidae. The record is from RefSeq and is a predicted model, not a curated record. Gene Ontology annotation, cellular component: late endosome; retromer, cargo-selective complex; retromer complex. The transcript is spliced from 17 exons.